Aspergillus terreus NIH2624 is the source of this 594-nucleotide messenger RNA. RefSeq lists its product as uncharacterized. The transcript has a single exon. Bases 1 to 594 code for a protein of 197 amino acids. The record is from RefSeq and is a predicted model, not a curated record. NCBI's taxonomy places the organism in Eukaryota, Fungi, Ascomycota, Eurotiomycetes, Eurotiales, Aspergillaceae.
AUGCUAUCCAGCACGCUGUGGAUCCGGACCUGGUUCGGCGGCGCAGAUCAGGCCAGCCAAGAUGCCGCGGACAGCGCGUACGGACGGCUCCGACGGGAGGUCCUGCAACAGGGCCGCGAGAAUUACCAUGUUUCCUGCAUCUGCGAGGAGUUCGUUUUCGAAGAUCGGAGGGAGUUGAGUUGUGAUGCAGAGGGCCCGGAUGUCGUGGGAGGCAUUGCGGCCGGACGUCCGGGCUCUGUGCCUGGGUAUCUUAUUGCGGUGAUGAUGCACUGUCCUGAGCUGUUCGAGGGGACGUCGGAUGACGAUUGGCGGCAUUUUAGCGGGGACCAGCGGGCAGAAGAACUACAGGGGAGUGAUCGGUCGCAGGCUGCGCUGGUUAUUGUGGCGGAUCGAAAGGCCUGCGAGGAGGGCUGGGUACUUCUGCUGGCUGUGAAUCAUCGAGGCCAGAUUCUCCCGUUCAGGGUGCGCGAAAAGGCGAGGGAGACGGCUCAGCAUGCGGUCAAUUGGCUGGAGGGACAGCCUCUGUCCGAGAUUGCUUUUGAGGAGGAUGAGAAUGCAGAGUUCUACAUGGGGGAAGGGGAUGGCUGGGAUUAG